This is a messenger RNA of Owenia fusiformis, 1683 nucleotides long. The record is from the annotation of a GenBank genome assembly. NCBI's taxonomy places the organism in Eukaryota, Metazoa, Annelida, Polychaeta, Sabellida, Oweniidae.
AGCUUAGUUCUGAUAACAUUCAGACGGGUUACAAAUACAAUUAUAUCCAUCCUAUUGAAGGAAUAAUUUAUAAUUAUGGAACAAGCGAGUAGUUAAAUGAAUAAUUGAUAGUAUCAUUAGCAGUUGAAAGGGUCAACUUGCAAUUGCUCAUUUUAAAAUGAAUCACUCGGGUAUCAACAGCGAUGGUUUUUUCAGGAACACGACGAUCGUUUGGUUGGAGAAUUCAACACUCGCCAGCUAUAAUGUGACCAACAGUUCGGGUGUUCCAGUGACUGGACCAAUUAACCACAUGGUGAAGUCGGCUAUGGCUAUUUGGAAAUAUGGAUCCCCGGUGCUCGUGACGUUAGGAUUUAUGUUCAAUACAAUGGCGAUAGUUGUACUACUCCAAAAGAAUCUGCGGAGAAAGACAUCAAGCUUGUACCUGAUCGCAUUGGCAAUUUCUGACACGAGCGUCUUAAUGAACGGCUACUUAAGAUUCUGGAUAAUUAUGUCUACAGACGAGAAACUUAACAUCAGAGAUAUAUCUCAAGCCGGUUGUAAGAUUAUGACAUUUCUGCUCUAUCUGAGUAACCAAUUUUCUGCCUGGAUGUUGGUCUGUAUAACCGUGGAGCGACUGAUAGUCGUGUUUGUUCCUCACAAGGCCAGGUUGAUCUGCACUUUCCGCUCAACAGCGCUGACAAUACUGUGUGUGUUUGUCGUCUUAUGUAUUGUGAACAUGCACUUCUUUUGGUCAACGGGGAUUCUUCAGCAAAUUCAGAUAUGUCGCUGGUUACCGGGAUUCGACUUCAUCAAAAAUGUGUACCGUUGGGUCGAUUUCGCCCUAGGGUCAAUCAUCCCUUUUAUUGUCAUGAUUGUGUCGAACGUCAUCAUAAUUGCUAAACUUACGUGUUUCAGGCGGCACAUUCAAUCCAACCAGAACACCAGCUUUGGACGAAUGGCUGUGAUGUUAGUGACGGUUAACUUCACUUUUAUCGUUCUUACAUUGCCAAUCUUAUUGUAUCUUGUUCACGGGUUUGACCACUGGUAUGUAGAGGAUCGAUCAAGAUUUUACCUACUAUGGGCAUGUCUUAAUCUAGUGUUUUACUCCAAUAAUGUACUAAACUUUGUAAUGUAUUGUAUAUCGGGGACAGAUUUCAGAAGUACACUUCGAGAUGGAAUUUGUAAAUUGUUCCUUUGUUGUAAGGAUUGCCAGCACUUACCAAAUAGUAGUUUAUGGACUAAUUUGUCAAUGGGAAAGAGAACUUCGGAAACCCGAUCUAGCAGUCCAUCAAGAAUUUACCCGCAUUCCAGUAAAGCUCCAAGAUGUCAUGAAAUCGAGGAAUUGAUUGAUAAACAAACCAGUACUGUCUGAAUUGAAUCCUUGAAUCGAUGUUAAGACAUCAGUGAAUUCUGAAUACGAGUCCUUAUAUAUGGUAAAACAGUGAAUUUGUGAUUUCUGAAAUGAUUAGCUACUUCGUUCAUAAACGUCUUUAAUACGUCCAUCUCAUUCGCAGUUAAUUCAGGUCGUACAUGGUGACCGGAAAAAAGAGACCCAAACAAUUUGAAUAACUUCCUUAUUAAUGAUGAUUUUGUUUUCAUUUUCAAGAGAAUAUAGUUAAUUCAAUGGAAAUGUUGUUAAAAUGUCACCUUAGUCAAUAUGCCAUGGGCGUUGAAAUAUAAAAUGUUUGUGGUAGAGACCCAUUU